Closterium sp. NIES-67 is the source of this 3370-nucleotide messenger RNA. NCBI's taxonomy places the organism in Eukaryota, Viridiplantae, Streptophyta, Zygnematophyceae, Desmidiales, Closteriaceae. The record is from the annotation of a GenBank genome assembly.
CUCGACCAACUAUGUAGGCGUCCAGGGGCUCCUAACCCUACAAUCCGUGGCAACCACCGUCGGUUUAGUCCAGAGACAACUGCUACUUGUAAUUCAGGGUAGAUCUACGGACGUAUUUUUCUAUCGGGACGAUUUUUGGCUAGGAAAAGUAGCGCGCUGUUCUCUCUAACCUAGAAAACGUACCCCCUUUUGAAAAUCGCCGAGCCCCUCAGAUCUGUUUUUGUGAUUCGCCUUUGGCACGUUACUCACGUUACAAAUCGCGUUUCUCCACUGUGACUUGUUCGAAAAGUACCAGCAUAACUCGCCAAACAAUCUCAACCUAACUUUGACAUUACACUCUGCAUAGCUGAAGGUUCCGCGUGUCACUAGGCGCUAGGCGAAGUUGGUGACACGUUUGAAUCAAGGCAAUGGGCGAUUUUGGUGGCACGCUGCGUCAGAUCACGAUCGCGGGGGCGAGCACUGGAGGGGGUAGUAGUUAUGGGUUGCGAGGGGCCCUCCAGCAGGUGACGCUGCCCGAUGGGCAGCAGAGCUUUGCGUUGGGCUCACACAUCCACCGAGGAACGGCUGAGGAGGGAGGGGGGGAGGAGGAGAUGGGAGAGCACGGGGUUUCAAGGCAGGCGGGAGAUGAUGACGAAGAGUACCACAUCAGUGGGGAGGAGUUGUCCGAGGAGUCCGGCGACGGCCGGCCAAAACAGCGUAGGAAAGGGAGGGGGCAAGGCAGGAACAGGGCAGGGGCAAAAGAAACACGCGAGAAAGGCGGCAAAGGCACGCACCACGCGUUUGGCGGACGACAAGUCCUGGCCCGGCGAAGUGAGGGGUAUGUUUGGGGCUUUGGACAAGGUCAACGAACAGCGCGAGUGUCGAGCGUGCCGCAAGUUCAUUGGGUGGGCUGAUGGCAGCACGAAUGCCGGGAAGCGGCACAUGGAGCGUUGGCACAUGCCGCAUUAUCAGAUUUGGAAGCGGCUGUACAUGGUGGAAAACAGGGCGCCUGAUCUCGAGUUUCCCUGAGAUGGUUAUCCGGGUGUGCCUCACAGCGGGGAGGAGUGGCCGCGGGCCGCAUACUGGCCGGGGUACCCACCUGGAGAGGAGGCGCCACAGGGGGAGACGGUGGAGGGGGGGCAGCAGGACAUGCGCCAGUUCUACACUGCCCGAGUCUCUCCCGCCCGUCUGCAUGCAGCCCUUGUUGAGCUUUUUGCCGACGCUGACUUGGCGUACCGCCUAGUGGAUCGGCCAGCGUUCCAUCGUUACACGGCGCUGCUGAAUGCCCAGGCGGAGGCCAUGCUCCCCUCGUGGUGGACGCUGGCGCGUGACAUGGGUGCGACGGGUGAUGCUGUCCGUGAGCUGCAGAAGCAGAUUGUGUUGGGGGAUGGGUUGGCGGGGAAGAUGUUGUUCACCACUGACAUCUGGACGAGUGUGGCCAGCCAGGCGUUCAUGGUGCUGACUGGCCACUGGAUCACCAGUGACUUCCAACUGCGGCAGGUGGUGAUGGAGUUCGAGCAGCUGCACGGCUCGCACACUGGGCUUCUGAUAGCAGAGACAUUUGAGCGGGUCUUGACCUAGUGGGGCCUCGUACCCCACCUGUUCGGCGUCACCACCGAUAAUGCUGAGAAUAAUGCCAAGGCCAUGUGGCUCCUCAUGGGCGAGGACCCCGGCCUUGGUCGCGACCCCAUCCUCAAGGAGGAUCGGCACUUCCGGCAAGUGGUUGCACACAUGCGUCUUUCUUGUCAGAUGCCUUGGCCACGUCGGGAACAUCUCAGUUCACGCGGCCACUGCCAUCCCCGAGGUCUCCGAGCCCCUGCGCAAGAUGCGGGACAUUGCAAGCUUCAUCGGCAUGUCCACCCAGCGCACCGAGAGGUUCGAGGAUGAGUAGCGGUGGGCGGGUGGUGAUGGGGUACUCUAUCUUGUGUCGGACACGCCGAGAAGGUGGAGCUUAACUUACGAGUUGGUGGUGCGCGCCAUCAAGCUGGAGCCGGCGCUUGCUCUCCAUUUCGCGCGCGCCGAGGGCUAGCGUGCGCGAGAAAGUCCAGAGCCUUCAGCCCACCGAUGCUGAUUGGGAGAUUCUGACAGAGUUACGUGAUUUCCUCCACCCAUUCGCUCGCGUCACCACCGCGGCUGGAUCCCCACCGCCUUGCCAGCUUUGAAGAAGUACCACUACACCACGAGCAAGGAGUUGUUCAUUGCUACCUUCCUGGAUCCCCGCUUUAAGCAUCUCUAUUUCAGGAUCAAGAGGUGGGAGGCGAACAACCCACAGCUGGCCACAGAGUUGGGGGGGAAGGCAAGAGCGGUCCUAGACAUCGACAAGGCAGCGGUGCUGAAGCUAGUGCGCGAGAGGCUUAGCGGGUAUCAGCAGGAGUUGAGGUCUCGCGAUACCAGCACGGGGACAAGCCGACGCGCACCAGUUGGGGCGGGGGUAGAGGUGGAGGGGGGGACUGGACCAGCUGCGGGGGGGGAUGACGGCCUAGAUGAUGGACUGUUCAGUACACUGGAUGAGCUGGAGGCGGAGGCGGGGUCGCAGCAGCUGGACGAGGUGGACACAUACAUUAGGGCGGCGAAGGAGCCGCGGGACUCCUGCCCGCUAGCCUAUUGGCGUGACAGGCACUACCUCCCCGGGUUGAGGGCGAUGGCUCGGGACUACCUAGCUAUCCCGGCCUCGUCUGCAGCAAGUGAGCGAGCUUUCAGCCAGAGUCGGAAUAUAUCAUUACUUGGCAGAGUCAUCGACUGACAGGUCCUCACGUGCGUGCGACCAUGACUAUCAAGUCAUGGCUUUCGCAGAACACGGGGGUGCCGCCCUUGGAUGCCAAGAAUCUGAAGGCAACUGGAGGAGUGUGCCUUGAGGGGGAUGAUGAGGGGCUUUGAGUGGGAUUGGGGGUGGUGCUGCAGGUUGGGAUUGGAUUAAACAUUAUUACGUCUCUCCAAGGACCUGGCAAUGAGCCAAUGGGCCCUCUUUGGGACUUUAUUUAUUAGGCUUGAUAACGUGCAUACAUGACUGCCUAAUUCUGCAUUUUCCAUAGCAUGAGGGCCUGCAGCAGCCGACAGCCCAAAAACCACAAGUUCGUGGCCUUGUGUGCCACCUUCCAUGUGUAGCUGCAUUUCCUGCGCAUUUAGGGGACUAUGAGACACGUUACAAGGGGCCACAACCACCUUAGAAAUCUGCCAGAACAAUGCACGACAUCCCCCCAUCAAAACCCCACCCGAAACAGUCAAAAAGGGGUCCCGGGCCGGCUGGCCCUGUUUAGGCCCGUUUUUAUACUGGGCCGGACCGGUUCGGCCACCGGGCCAAGGUCGGCCCGGGUCUAGAGACCCGGGCCGGGCCAACAAAUCCAGGAAUCCGGCCCCGUUAUGGGCCGGCCCGGCCCGGCUCGAUUUCUAC